AUGUCAACUGUACUUGCGACUCAGGUUCGCAAACACACAUCAAAGCCAACGCGAGCGGCAGGCAGAUAUUGGAAGGGUAAAGCGCCGAAAGGAACUGAAUAUCCAUCCGUUUCAGAUGAAGACGACGAGGAGCAACUCGAAGUUCAGGAAGGAGAUGUGCUUAUUGGUGGGGAGCAAGACAUCGUCGAGGAAGAUGACGAGGAAACGACGAUUCCAGUGAAGACGAUGAAUCUCGCUUUGAAGGAUGUUAAUAUCUCGAAGGAUGGCAAGGUUAUUGUUGCGGGACGAGAAGAGUCUGGACGGACAAAACUGGAGGAGGGUGCUAUAGAUAUCGUGUCGGAAGAGGAGUCGGAGGAAGCACAGGAUGAAGAAGAGGAUGAGAGCGAGUCUACCGAAUCCGAGGAAGAAGCCUCAAAGAUGUUAUACCGACCUGUUUUUAUUCCGAAACGAGGUCGCGAGACGAUUGCUGAACGUGACGCAAUAACUCUAGAAGCCGAGGAAGCCGAGAAACGGAAACAAGAAAUCGCUGAAGAACGGAAGAAGCAGAGUCAUCACCUCGUCGCAGAAAGUAUACGACGGGAACUAUUAGAAAAGGAGAAGGAGGAGGUAAUACCUGAUGUAGAUGAUACAGACGGCGCAGAUCCAGCUGGAGAAUUUGAGGCUUGGCGGUUGCGAGAGCUGGGACGAAUCAAAACGGAAAAGGAAGAAGAACUUAGACGCGACGAGGAAAGAGAAGAGAUCGAGCGGAGACGUGCCCUUCCAGAAGAGCAACGUUUAAAGGAGGAUCUCGAACGGGCCAACAAAUUACGGGAGGAGAAACCCAAAGGUCAGCAGAAGUUCCUUCAAAAGUAUUGGCAUAAGGGUGCUUUCCACCAGGACGAGGAAAUCCUCAAACGACACGAUUUCACGGAGGCUACCGAGUCUACGGUAGAUAUCUCGAUGUUACCCGAAGUCAUGCGCGUCAAGAACUUCGGUAAACGCAGUAGAACGAAGUAUACCCACCUUAUGGAUCAGGACACGACGCACGGGACCGGAGGUUUUGGAGGCGCCGGUUCAGUAAAAACAGGGGGUCGAUCCACAGAAGGGGGUGGCUGUUUCUUAUGUGGCGGUCCGCAUCUCAAGAAGGACUGUCCUCAAAAUAGUCAACUGCCUCCAGGAGCCCGCAGUUCCUUAGCGUCUGGCGCUAACGCGGCCACUGGCACAUCACGCGCAUGGGGUGAGCGAUCAUCAUGGCGAGACCGGCCCGACCAUGAUAACAGACGGAGAGCGCCGGAUAGAGAUGAUGAUGGUUUUAGGGAGAAGAAGCGACGUCUGGACUAA
Suillus fuscotomentosus is the source of this 1320-nucleotide messenger RNA. RefSeq names its product microfibrillar-associated protein MFAP1, Zn finger, CCHC type protein. Gene Ontology annotation, biological process: mRNA splicing, via spliceosome. NCBI's taxonomy places the organism in Eukaryota, Fungi, Basidiomycota, Agaricomycetes, Boletales, Suillaceae. Gene Ontology annotation, cellular component: U2-type spliceosomal complex. Gene Ontology annotation, molecular function: RNA binding. Bases 1 to 1320 code for a protein of 439 amino acids. The transcript is spliced from 6 exons. The record is from RefSeq and is a predicted model, not a curated record.